CGGAGCCGUUCCCGGGGCCGGGCCCGCGGUGAAGCCGCGCAGGGGCCGUUGGCAGCCGAGCGACCCUCGUCUCGCCUUCCCCGGCGCGGAACGCUUUGAGCCCGGAACCUUCCGUCCGUCCGGCGGGGAAAGGAGGACCGAGAAAACGCCGGGAGCGACGUCGCCCCGCCGAGGCGGCUGCUGGGGAACGCCGUUGCGCAGGUUUUUUUCCUCUCCGCCAUCGCCUCGCCGGUCCUGGCUAUGUACCGGCAGAGCUUUCGCCCCCCGACGCCUCCGUACGCGGCCGGCGGCUUCCGGAGCCCUCCCGCCGGCGGAGGCCCUAUGCCGCCCUCCCCGCGGGGCUACGGGAGCCCCCACCACACGCCGCCCUACGGCCACCGGCCUGGGCCUUACGGUGGCGGCCACUCGCCCCGAGGCCACGGUUUCCACGGCGGCGGCGGGCGGUUCGGGAGCCCGUCGCAGGGCGCGCAUACCCCGCGCAGGCCGCAGAGCGUCAGCCCCCGGUACCCGGCUCCCUACGGCGGCAAAUCCCCGGCUGGAGCUCCCCAGCACCCGCAGCAGCACAAGCGCUCGCCCGGGGGCUUCCAGAGGCACCACCAGGGAUCACCCAGGACAUCUACUCCAUUUGGUACAGCGCAUGGCAGAGAGAAAAGAGUGUCUAAUGAUGUGGAAAACUAUUACAGACCUUCAAUGCUUGAGGACCCAUGGGCUGGCCUAGAGCCAGUUUCUGUUACAGACAUAAACCAACAAUACAGCAGUGAGCAAACAACAUAUACUGGUAAAAAAGGGAGGUAUUUCAGCUAACACUUUUAAAGGCCAAAUAAGUCCAUCCCGUCAGGAAAACUUUGGGACAGAAUCUUUAUACUUACACAAGAUGAACAAUAAUCAAGACCUUAGAUGAUGGUUUUAUUUUAUCAUAUGUCCACCCUUUUAUCCUACUUUUUUUUUUUAUCGCAUUGGAUAUUUUUAUGUAUGGGAGGGAAAAGGAGUGGUAGGAAAACGUACAUUUCUGGCUACGUGGAAGUGCCUACCAGCUUUGAAGAACAAAGUGUUCUUUAAUCACCAGCGACCGAUUUGUGACUGUUAAAACAGGUUUUCAUAUAUUUACCUCUUCCAUGUGAGAUUGUUAGCCUUUUAUUGUAAACUCCUUUAGGAAAUGGUAUUUUUUUAUGUUUCAGCGUUUUUAGAAUGAAGUAACUUGGAAAUAAAAUAAAGUUUUGUAAAUCCUUGUUUUGUAAUGUAUAAGGAUUAUUUUAGGACUUUUGUUAAGGUGUGCACACUAGCACAAAUAGUACUAGUGAAAUUAGGUGACUUCUGUAAAUGUACUUGUAUGCUGUAGUUAACCUCUGAUUUUGUGCAUAGUGUUUUUUGUUAAUUAUAGCAUAACAUAAAGUUGAAACGUUACUUUUAGCCAUCUCAGGAAACAAAUGUAUUGUCUGUGGAAAGUUUAAUUUGUUGAACCAGCUCUUGAGUCAUAAAAAGAUUUCUGUAAUCAUUUUCAUUUGUCUUAGGAAAAAAAACUUAUUUGAAACAAAAUUAGACAUUUCUGGAUUAUAGUAACAGGUCUGCUCAGUGGUAAUUUGAGCCUAAGGAGCACAUAAAACAUCAAGAUUAAAUAAACGCAGAUGUACUUUCUGGAUCCACCUGUUAGAAUAGCAUAGAGUGAAAGAAAGUGUGUAUACAAUUGACAUUAGUACAUGCAUAGCAUUUUUUUGUUUUUAAUCUGCACAAGAUUUUUCCAUUUUCUUUUAAUUACUUUUUAUUUUUACCUAUGGCAGGUAUCUUUGCUUGGAGAAGUCUUGCUUUGUGUGAGUGCAUGCUAUGUUUUUAUACUGAAGAGGAAAACAAUGAGUUUUUUUUAAAGCUUGUCUGUAUGUGGAAGAUCCAUUCUUAAAUCCAGUAGCUAAUAUUGUAAUCUAGAAUAAAUAACAAAUAGUUCCAGGUGCAGGCAUGUUCUUAACAUGCCAUGUUAAACCUGCAGUUGAUAUCUAAAUUUUUGUUGAACCUACUGUUAUUUGUUUGUUGAUCUUGGCUUUUAAGCAGUAGGUAGAGGGCAAAAACUUUGUUAAAAAUAAAUAAAAGCACUAGUUCAGUUUUCAAAACAUAUAUUUUGUUUUAAGGUUCUUACCUCCUUCACAGGAAACUUAUAUUUGUAGUCCUGAAGCAUGGUUAGGUAGAAAAGCACAGGGAAUCGCAUUAGGCUGUUCUUAGUAACUUGUCUUUUGCUGAGGUGGAAUAGUCCAGUAUACUUUAUCUGUUGCAGCAUAAAAUGCCUUGGCUUAAUAUCACCUUCAGGAACAUCUUCAGACUGGAAGCGGGGGUAAACAUGUUGAAAUGUGCUAGCUGACUCUCUUGCAGUUCUAUUACUGUAAUCUGAAGUUUGUCACUUGUGUCUUCCCCAAAUUGACCUUAUUGUGUUAGUAUUAUAUCCAAAAAGGCUGCUCAGAGAACUGAGAACAUAAUGCCUGCUUGAUAUAAUGAAUGGUUAAAUCUUCAUCCCAGAAGCAAAACUGUGCCUUAAAUGCCAGCUAUCAGUAUUGUUAUCUGUAACUGUACCAGCAAAACUGAGAUGACUUGACAGGCUGUAGAUAGUCUUUAGAAUUUAUAAAUCAAUUAAUGUUGUUGUGAAAAGUGAAGGUUUAUUUCCUAUUGUUUUUAACCUUGGCAGGUGCUGCAAAGCUCACAAAAAAAAAAAAAAGGUUACAAGGUCCUUAACCAAGUCAUCUUUUUUGUUACUAUUUCCUUUGUGGUUCAGUGCAGUUUUCUCUUUGCAAUGUUUGGUGAUCUUGGUGAAACAGUUACGAUGUUAUUUAAGAGGUUAAAGCUAUGGCAUGUUCCCAGUCAGACAUGAGAAGAAACUGAGUUUGGAAAGGAGAAAGGAAAGGAGAAGGAUUCAUGACAGAAGAGAGACUAUUAGAGGUGGGACUGCUUAUACAGUAGCUAAUAUUGGCUGCCCUUGCACAUUGCAAAGACGCAUUUUUCCACUUUGGCUUUGCAGCUGACCCAGGGAGCAAAGCCAGCCUCCUCUGGUAACAACUGUCAACUCCUGGAAGCGGGUGUCAGCAAUGAAGGUAAACGUUCCAGAAAGAGAAUUGAGGAAAUAAUUGUGAAACAUUGUUUAAUCAAUACAGGGCUUCCACAAUGCCAUCUGUUAAGCCGCUGCUCCAGUGCACUUCAGGAUAUGACCCAACAAUAAUAAGUACAUCAUUCUGCUAAAGACUCCAAUAAUUUGGUCAAGAAUCAGCAAGGAAUUUAAAUGUAGAUGUAAUAAACAUACUAACCUCAUCGUACUGCACCAAAAACUUUAAAAAAAUAUUCACAUUUCUGGGUUUUAGGAGAAAUUUUGUGAAUACAGUAAGAUUUCAAAAUGUCAUUGUCGAAUAGCUGUAAAAUGCAUGAACACAUGUUCAGAACUAUGAAUAUAAUGUACUUAAAGUCAAUUUAAGCUUUGCCUUUUUUGCUAUGAUAUCCAGGAAGCUUAAACACUUAGUUCCUCACUGAUUUUUCUCCCUUUUCUCAUAUGGCAAACAUUCUUUUUGCCCACAUGUUUCUCAUGGAGACAGGGUGUAUCACUUCCUCAUUUGUUAAUGAAGCCACUUCAUAGUAAGGGUAUGGCUCUGGAAAUAGUAUUUGAUGAUAAAGUACAGCACAAAUACCUCCUUUCCUCCUGAGCCCAUGAAACAAAAUAGUGCCUGUGUCCUGUUAACAAAGGGAUUCUUCUGUAGUGAACACACUAAGAAUAUGGGCAUUGUUCUUUUUUCAACAGACUUAGACUUUAAGGUAAGUCAUUUAGCUCCUUUUUGAGAAGUUUGGGUUGAUUUACUUGUUUUCCAUUCUGUUGUGUUUGUGUGUCAAGUCAGUUGCACUUUUAGUUCAAUUGUUUUGAAGGAGUUGUGUAACUCAUGAUUAACUCUUCUAGCAAAAAUAUAAUUUCAUUUGUUUGUGUUUACUACUAUGUUUAACAGCAAACUGCAUUGCUUAUCACAUUGUGGUAAUAUCAGAGAACUUAAAUCAGCCAAGUACAAUUCUGUGAACACGGCAACACACCAGGUGGGAAGUUACCCCAAGUUUUGUACUGUAAUACUUUAAAGCUAGUUCAGGUUUAAGUUUUUAUAGUGACUUUAUAAUACAGAUUGUUGAUUAUUCUCUGGCACUUUGGAUACACAUUUUUACAUUUAAAUUAUACAACCAUUUGGAAUGUUAAAAUUUCAGUUAAAACAGGACUUUUAAAAUGCAUAUCAAGCUGCUUCUCUUUAGAAUUAGCAAUAAGCCAUUGAGAUGUAGCAUUUUUCCAAUGUCGAAACAGGGAGCACUGCAGGGGAAAUGCUUCUGGCCAACAGAAUGCGUAACUAUUGCAGUCAGGUUGCUUUUCUUUCCUUGUUAAAUAAAUCUGUAUGUGUUCUUCACUGUAUAUAAACAUGUUAAUUAGACGUUUUGGGGGGAGCAUUUGAAAUGUGCAUCAUAUGGAAAGUCUACAAGUAGUGCUUUGGCUCCCUUCUAAAGAAGAGUUUUUGUGGUGUGGGUUUCAAGUUGUGCUUGUGAGUAAUGAAACUGAUGUCAGAGGAUUUACUCGUGCAACCAAGAUACGUAAGUAUCUAACAUUACACUUUGAAAAUUGUAUCAUACAUUUGUCAGUGCUUUUUACCAACUCUGCAAUAAACUGCUCUGUUUAGCAAUUGCUCUGAA
Molecule: messenger RNA, 4686 nt
Organism: Columba livia (rock pigeon)
Lineage: Eukaryota; Metazoa; Chordata; Aves; Columbiformes; Columbidae
Gene: MPLKIP
Product: M-phase specific PLK1 interacting protein
Exons: 2
Coding region: 241-804 (187 amino acids)
Cellular component (GO): nucleus; centrosome; midbody
Source: RefSeq, a predicted model, not a curated record